Rattus norvegicus (Norway rat) is the source of this 464-nucleotide messenger RNA. NCBI's taxonomy places the organism in Eukaryota, Metazoa, Chordata, Mammalia, Rodentia, Muridae. The record is from RefSeq and is a predicted model, not a curated record.
AUUUCUUCCUUCUAGUAUUCCUGUGUCUUAGAGUAUUAUAAGAAGGUUACUCAGGGCUGCGUCAUUAUCUUCAUAAAUUCAGGGAAGGCUUAAAGAUGGUGUUCAUACCUCAGUUCUUUGUAAUGCUCCUUUUCUGGAUUUCAGACUCCAAAGGGGACGUUGUGCUGACUCAGUCUCCAGCCACCCUGUCUGUGACUCCAGGAGAAAGAAUCAGUCUCUCCUGCCGGGCCAGCGAGAGUGUUGACACUUAUCUACACUGGUAUCAGCAAAAACCAAAUGAGUCUCCAAGGCUUCUCAUCAAGUAUGCUUCCCAGUCCAUCUCUGGAAUACCCUCCAGGUUCAGUGGCAGUGGAUCUGGGACAGAUUUCACUCUCAGUAUCAAUGGAGUAGAGCUUGAAGAUUUAUCAAUUUAUUACUGUCAACAAGGUAACAGCUUGCCCCCACAGUGAUGCAGACCAUAGCAA